This is a messenger RNA of Bursaphelenchus xylophilus (pine wood nematode), 1419 nucleotides long. The record is from the annotation of a GenBank genome assembly. Lineage: Eukaryota; Metazoa; Nematoda; Chromadorea; Rhabditida; Aphelenchoididae.
AUGGCGUUCCUCGGGUUGGAUGAGUUGGCGAUCUGGUUAAUCCCCAUUUCCGUCGCCAUAUUCCUGGUCCAACAAUACGCCUUUUAUCUGGUCCUUCUCUUCGUCUUCUACUUUGUGGCUGUUCGUUUGUUGGAGAAUAUUCCAUUGGGAAAUCUUCAGAACCGACCUGUUGUUAUCACUGGAUGUGAUUCUGGAUUCGGCUUCGGAUUGAGUUUGAAAUGUCUCAAGAAUGGCAUGCCAGUGUUCUCCGCUUGUUUUGAUGAAAAAGUAGGCUCCCUUACUGUAAUCUGGAAAAAUAUUCUGGUUAGGGAGAGAAGGGGCUGCGUGCUGAGGCCAAGAAGAUUCCCGGAGGCGAUAAACUUCUAGAAACCUUUGUUUUGGACGUGCGAAGUGACGAAUCGGUCAACAAAGCUCGAGAAUUCGUCGAGGGAAAGAUCGCCGAGAAAGGAUACAAAGGGCUUUGGGGUCUUGUUAACAAUGCUGGAAUUGGAGACAUGAGAGGAUGGGAUGACUGGCAGACCCCUGCCGUCUACCAGAGAUUCUGGGAAGUGAACGCUCUCGGAGUGAUCAGAACUACCCAUGCCUUCAAACAUUUGAUUAAGCGUACAAAAGGCCGAAUUGUAAAUGUGACCUCCAUUACUGGCAAGGUUCCCAUGCCAACAAUUGGUCCAUACAGUGUGUCAAAGAUGGCUGUCGGCGCUUACAGUGACAUCAUCCGUGCUGAACUCUGCCAGUGGGGGAUUAAAGUCUCCGUCUUGGAACCUGGGUUCUUCAAGGUCAGUAUCGAUUGUAAAUAACACGAUUUUUUUCUUCAACUAUUAUUUGUUGUAUUUCAGACUCCACAAGCAAAUCCUCAGGCCUCCUUGGAAGAUAGCGCCCGUGUUUGGGAAAGAACUCCUCAAAACGUCAAGGACGAAUAUGGAGAAGAAUAUGCUAAGUGGUGUAAGUCAAUCAAUUUCUGCACACCUUCGCUGUAAUGUCUCCCGCGUUUUGUACUAUGAACUUCAGAAUCAUCUCUUAACUAGAGAUCUGUCUAACAAAAUAGGGAAAAAUGACUUUUAAAGGUCAUCCUGACGGAAAAGCAAAGCUUUGUCAAUCAGUUUCGAUGAGAGACUACAUCUUUAUGUCUCUUCUUAUCAGCACCCGUUUAACGAUCAUUAAUUGCAAUCAUGCCUUUCAGCUAACCACAUUAUCACCGACUAUCUUGAAUACAAGUGUAAACCUGGUGCCCAUCUUGUCGUGGAGGCAUAUUACAAUGCUCUGACAUCCAUCUUCCCCCGAGGCCGCUAUCAAAUUGGAUAUGACUCCAUCUUCCAGUUUACUCCCUUUUCUUAUCUCCCAACAAGAUGGCAAGACUGGACCUUCCGCUACUACACAAAAUAUGUUGCUCGUCCCCCACCAACAAAAGUAGUCUAUUGA